Messenger RNA from Ctenocephalides felis (cat flea), 1023 nucleotides. RefSeq lists its product as uncharacterized. NCBI's taxonomy places the organism in Eukaryota, Metazoa, Arthropoda, Insecta, Siphonaptera, Pulicidae. The transcript is spliced from 2 exons. The record is from RefSeq and is a predicted model, not a curated record. Bases 1 to 1023 code for a protein of 340 amino acids.
AUGUCAGCCCGAUGGAGUGAGAAGAAAACUGUAAAGUUUGUGAAAUUAUACCGCGAAAACGAAUGUUUGUGGAACGUAUUAAACCCGGAUUAUCGCAAUCGUGAUGCCAGAAUCGCAUCAAUUCAGGAUAUAUUGACCAAGAUGGCCAUACCAAACUUUACAGCAAAAGAUGUCACAAAGAAGAUCAAGGCUUUGAGGUCCACUUAUUAUUUAGAACUUGCUAAAAUUGAUAAACGACAAAACUGUGGCGCUGGUAGGGAAUAUGCUUACAGAACUUCUCUUCCCUGGUUUAGCGAUAUGGAUAGUAUAAUACAAGCAUCAAACGUUAAAGAUAGAUCGACACAUACUAAUUUGGCUCCACUUACACUGGAAGUAUUGGAAAUCCCCAAAUCCGAGAUUCCUGAUGACAUACUAACCGAAACAAACACCGAAUCACAUUCUAGACUCAAUCCUGAAGUAUUCCAAGAAUCGUCUUCUAUCACAAAUCAUCAACCACGAUCUGAUUCAAAUCAAAGGUCCGAUAUGAAUUUAUUUUAUGGUGAAGAAUUUUUACAAAAAGAUUGGAAUGCGACAAGCGAUUUACUUUCCAGUGCAGAUGAAUCGAUUCACUCACCAACUGCUAAUAGGAAAACUGAAAAUGACCACAAAAAGACUGUUAAAGGUCAGAAAGAAAAGUUGGAUUUAAUAGCUAAUGCUAUGAAUGAAUUUAAAUUUCUCCAUAAGCAUUUUGCAGUAAAAGAGGAAGACGAGUGUGAUGUAAUGGGAAAACAAAUUGCUUUUCAGUUACGCGACUUACCGAAAUUCCAGCGUAUUCACGCAAAUUUGGUAAUCUUAAAAGUACUUAGCGAUUUUCAGUUGAACAAUAUUGAAUCACAGUCAUCAUCUGAAUCAUGUCAGUCGCAAAUAGGUGUUCCAACAAGUAAUGAUUCUAAUAGUGAAAAUAAAAUUAAGGAUGUCAAAGCAAACUGUGAUUUUAGUAUCUGGAGCAUAGAUUUUUCUAAGAUAAAAUUAAAUAAAGAUUAA